CACCGUUCUUAAAUAAAAACAUUACACGACUCUGAUCUGUGUUUCAACUCAGAGCCAGCAGACCUCAGACAGACCAGCCAUUGCUGCUGUCUGUGUGAGUGUAUACUCUAUGUGUGGUGUGAAGAACAAACAAGUGUGUGUUUGUGUGGAAACAGAGGGUGGGGAUCAGUGCUAAACAUGUUCCUUUAAAUCACAUUACAACUAAGUGGCCUGAGCCUCAUCUGUGACACACAGACACACACGUCCACACACACACACCCAACGGUCCUUUGACAUUAAUUCCAGACAAUGAUUCAGGAUGUCGGAGUCAGUGACGUUUUUUUUUUUUUUUGGUGUAUCCUGUUCCUCUCUCUUCCUCUCUCAUACCUACAUGCACAUACUGUCUACUGUAGCAAUACAAGACCAGAAGGUGGUGCCAGAGGAUCAGGGAACUCCAGAAACUGCAGCUUGUUUCCAUAAUGUGAUGUAAUUCCUGUUGAAACAUGUUUGUUCAAGACACAACGCAGGGAGGGAUCGUUCAGAAAUGAAGACCAGUGAGAUACCAGAUAUGGUUAUGGUUCCAGGCCUCCUUAGGAGAAAAGCCCACAUUGAGAAGAUAGUCUGAUUCAUCUGCCUGUCUGUCCAUCGUCUGUCCUCCAACACAUGGCUGACUCUGAGGACCCACUUUAACACACACACACACACACACACACCCACACACACACACACACACACACACACACACACACACACACACACACACACACAAGAGAAGAUUGGAGAGGGAAGUCCAGGUUGAACCUUCAUGAAUUCAUCACACAGCUCCGUAGUGGAGGUGAAGAGCAGCCUCCCAUCAGGCAUGCAGAGCCCAGUAGGAACAGCAAGUGAGCAGAGAGGAGGAGGUGGAGAAGGUGGUGGGGGUCCAGGAGAAGGCCCAGGAGGAGGAGGAGGAGGCCCAGUGGACCUGCGGACAGAGCCUAGGGUGGGGUCUCUGUCAGGGGGUGCAGCUGGGGUGGACACAGCCCUGAGAGAGCAGCAGCUCCAGCAGGAACUUGUGCUACUGAAACAGCAGCAGGAACUCCAGAAACAACUUUUGUUCGCAGAGUUCCAGAAAAAACACGAAGUACUAACAAGACAACAUGAAGUCCAGCUGCAGGAGCACCUGAAGGUAUUAAGUCAGCAACAACAGGAGCUGUUGGCAGCAAAGCGGCAGCAGGAGCUCGAACAGAAGAGGAAACUGGAGCAACAAAGACAUGAAGAGCAGGAGAAACAGCGACUGGAGCAACAGCUGCUACUGCUAAGGAACAAGGAGAAAGGCAAAGAGAGUGCCAUUGCCAGUACAGAGGUGAAGCUGAAGCUGCAGGAGUUCCUUCUCAGUAAGAAAGAGCCCGGUACCUGCGGACUAAACCAUUCCUUCUCCCCAAAGUGCUGGGGAGCCCAGCACACCUCCCUGGAGCAGAGCUCUCCUCCGCAGAGUAACACCCCAGGAACACCUCCCUCCUACAAACUGCCCCCGCUGCUGGGGAACUACGAGGGCAAAGACGACUUCCCGCUCCGCAAGACAGUCUCAGAACCUAACCUGAAAGUACGUUCACGGUUGAAGCAGAAGGUGGCAGAGAGGCGGAGCUCUCCGCUCCUGCGAAGGAAGGAUGGCACCGUCAUCAGCACCUUUAAGAAGAGAGCCAUAGAGAUAUCAGUCUCCUCUCUCUGUAAUAGCGCUCCAGGUUCAGGUCCCAGCAGUCCCAACAGCUCCAAUACAGCUAUCGCCAAUGGCAACACGGGAUCAGUCCCCAACAUACAGACAGAGCUGCGAUCUCUCCAUCAGACACUGGGCGCUGAUGGGACAUUGAGUCCACUGAGUCUCUACACCUCGCCAUCCCUGCCGAAUAUCUCCCUGGGCCUCCCUGCCAACACACACAUCACGCCUCCCCAGAAGCUGUCUAACCAGCAAGAGGCUGAGCGGCAAGCCAUCCAAUCACUGCGAGGGGGCGGGGCUCUAACAGGGAAGUUUCUCUCCACAUCAUCAUUACCUGCAGGGGUGGGGCAUGAUGUGGAGACUCCGCCUCCCAGCUCUCACUCUUCCCAUUCCUCGUUAUUGCAACACGUACUACUGCUGGAGCAGGCCAGACAACAGACUGCUAUGCUAGCUGUCCCCAUGUACAGCCAGUCGCCGCUGGUUACGGCAGAGAGAGGCGUGUCCAGUGGCAUGCGGGCCGUCAACAAGCUGCCUCGCCAUCGACCACUGGCUCGAACCCAGAGUGCACCUUUGCCCCAGUCCCCACAGGCCCUGCAGCAGCUGGUGGUUCAGCAGCAACACCAGCACUUCCUGGAGAAACACUACAAGAUGCUAUCAAAGGGGGCAGACCUUCCCAGGCCGCCGCCCACUCACCCAGAGGAGACAGAGGAGGAGCUAACAGAGACCAAUGACAUGCAGGAGGAUGACGAAGGGGAGGGUAUUCACAGGCUUCAGAAAGAGGGGUCUGACGACAGUACACCCCCCUCUGAGCGAGUUGGUGUGCACGUGAAGGGUGAGGAGGAGCGCGGGGCCAUGCAAGUGAAAGGGGAGAGUACCGAGAGCGAGCUGGACGAAGAGGAAGAGGAUGACGAUGUCAUCCAGCUGAGGGAGGAUGAAGACGAGAGGGGGAACUACACGCAGGCCUUGCAGCAGCUGGGUGUGUUCCAGUCGUCGUUGCCCCACAGACCUCUGGGAAGAGCGCAGUCCUCCCCUGCGGCCACUGUCAAUCCCAUCAAACACCUCUUCACCACCGGGCUUGUAUAUGACAGUCUGAUGUUGAAGCAUCAGUGUGUGUGUGGCAACGCUCACAUCCACCCAGAGCAUGCUGGGAGAGUGCAGAGCAUCUGGUCCAGACUGCAGGAGACAGGCCUGCUGGGCCGCUGCGAGAGGAUUCGUGGGCGUAAAGCGUCUCUGGAUGAGAUCCAGUCUGUCCAUUCAGAGUUCCACACUUUGCUCUAUGGAACCAGUCCGCUGAAUCGACACAAACUGGACCACAAGAAGCUGCUGGGUCCAAUCAGCCAGAAGAUGUACGCUGUUCUUCCCUGUGGAGGAAUAGGGGUGGACAGUGACACCGUGUGGAAUGAGAUGCACUCGUCAGCGGCGGUCCGCAUGGCGGUCGGCUCAGUUAUCGAGCUGGCCUUCAGAGUGGCGGCAGGGGAGCUGAAGAAUGGCUUUGCAGUAGUGCGUCCACCAGGUCACCAUGCUGAGGAAUCCACUGCCAUGGGGUUUUGCUUCUUCAAUUCAGUAGCCAUCACUGCCAAGCUGCUGCAGCAGAAACUGGGAGUUGGCAAGAUCCUCAUUGUGGAUUGGGACAUUCACCAUGGCAACGGCACCCAGCAGGCCUUCUACAGUGACCCCAAUGUCCUCUACAUCUCCCUCCAUCGCUACGAUGACGGAAACUUCUUUCCUGGCAGUGGAGCACCUGAGGAGGUGGGAUCAGGUGCAGGUGUUGGUUUUAAUGUGAACAUAGCAUGGACUGGAGGAGUAGAGCCCCCUAUGGGUGAUGUUGAGUACCUCACUGCCUUUAGGAGUGUGGUGAUGCCCAUCGCCCAGCAGUUCAGUCCAGAUGUGGUUCUAGUGUCCGCAGGCUUUGAUGCAGUGGAAGGUCACCAGUCUCCUCUGGGAGGCUACAAUGUUUCUGCCAAGUGUUUCGGUCAGCUAACGCAGCUGCUGAUGGGUCUGGCAGGUGGGCGGGUUGUCAUGGCGCUUGAGGGCGGUCAUGAUCUCACCGCCAUCUGUGACGCAUCAGAGGCCUGUGUCUCGGCGCUUCUCGGAGACCCGUGUGACUCCGUGUUUCAGUGGCCUCAGGAGAAGCCAUGUCCAAAAGCCUGCUCCUCGCUGGAGAGAGUCAUAGAGAUCCAGAGUAAACACUGGUCAUGUCUCCAGACGAGCGGCCAUUCGCUAUUGGAUGGUCCCCUGGGUGCUCAGGGCCAAUCAGAGAAGGACGAGGCAGAAACGGUCAGCGCCAUGGCGUCCCUCAGUGUUGACGUUGAUCAGCCAGGCUCUGUUCCUGACAACACUGAAACCAGCAGGUCCACAGAGGAGCCAAUGGAAGAAGAGCCUGUAUUGUAGGAGGAGCUCAAACAAGAAGCACACAAGAACUCCACAUUCACCUCCUUCUGGCACCUCCUCUUCCUCUUCCUUUUCCUCUUCCUCCGCGGAGUGUGUGUCGGUACACACACACGCACGUACACAGGGUGGAACUGUGCCGUUGUGGAGGACUUCGAUUGGCUGAGGAGAACAUUAUAGAGGCAGGAGAAGGCGGGGUCUGUGACAGCAUCUCUUUUUCUAUUGGUUCAUCAGCCUCAAGGAGGAGCAGACGACUUGUUAGCAUCUCCAUGGCAACCAGAGGAGGGGAGGGUCAGCAAGGAUACACCUCAAGUGUAACUGUGACUCCAGGCCGUCCUCUCUUUCCUCUCUAGCACACAGCACCACUGAAUUGUUCCCUUCCACCCGCCCAUCAUCCUUCUGUCUUUUUCUUUUGUCCCCACUCCUCUGUUACCACAGUGGGACGAUGGCUGUCGCAAACCCGGAUUUGAAAUCCCAAUAAAAUGUCAGACACCAAGCAGACGACUUGUCUUCUUGCCUGUCGGUCUGCCGGUGUGUCAGAGAGACAGGCUGAGCGGAGGAGGAAUAAACAAUUAUGAAUGAGCAGAGGAGGAGGAGGAACUAGGUGCCUUUUUUUUGUCCGCAAAAACCAACCAUCCAAUCAGAAACCACAAAACUCCACCACCGCAGCACCUCAGCAAACCAACCAGCCAAUCAGGACUGAAGAAACACACUGACGCACACACAUAUACAGCUGUUGUUUCAGUCGGUCAGUUCAUUCUUUGUCUCUUCAUCUGGAUGCCUUAAUUUGUCCUUAUCUCACUAUUUAGCAACCACGAGAGAGACGGAGAGAGAGAAUCAUGAGAGUUUAUAUGAAUAUAUAUACUGUAUAUUCAGAAAUGUAUUAAAGUGGCAAAGAAUUGUAUUUUCUUUCAAAUCUGACAAUGUUCAUGCCAGGUAUUCCCUGGUUUCCCAACAGACUUUAAUGGUUAUUGAGGGAGAAAAGCCUCUAAAACCAUCAUCACACAUUAGAAAUCUCCAGUAAAAAUCUCCAUUGAAUAUUAACGGUAACAUUAAUAAUAAUAUUCAAGCCGACUUUUAUGGAAUCUGGUGAAAGUGUCUCAGGAUCAGGUCGGUUUUACACAGUAUUCAUUCUGUUAAAUAUGUAAUUAAUGAAACUGCAUCACUUCAGACCACCACCUCUCUCUCUCUGUCACUCAUUUCGGUUUAGUCAUGUGACCUGAGCCCCGUCCCUUCUCUAAAGGGAAUUGUGGGAUUGUGGCACGUUUUUGAAACACCACAACGACCACCACAUCCCUCCUUUUUUUUGUUGUACUUUUUCCUGUUUGGUGUAAAUACUGUCUCCUGUCCUGUUGCCCACGGUUACGUCACAGUGGACUCGGUGUGGUCUCUUUUCUAUAUCUGUACAUACAUAUAUGUAUAAAAAC
Molecule: messenger RNA, 5490 nt
Organism: Thunnus maccoyii (southern bluefin tuna)
Lineage: Eukaryota; Metazoa; Chordata; Actinopteri; Scombriformes; Scombridae
Gene: hdac5
Product: histone deacetylase 5
Exons: 29
Coding region: 785-4066 (1093 amino acids)
Biological process (GO): chromatin organization; negative regulation of transcription by RNA polymerase II
Cellular component (GO): histone deacetylase complex
Molecular function (GO): histone deacetylase activity
Source: RefSeq, a predicted model, not a curated record